Messenger RNA from Pantherophis guttatus, 1304 nucleotides. RefSeq names its product sorting nexin 3 (gene SNX3). Gene Ontology annotation, biological process: endocytic recycling; late endosome to Golgi transport. Lineage: Eukaryota; Metazoa; Chordata; Lepidosauria; Squamata; Colubridae. Gene Ontology annotation, molecular function: phosphatidylinositol-3-phosphate binding. The record is from RefSeq and is a predicted model, not a curated record. Gene Ontology annotation, cellular component: early endosome membrane; retromer complex.
CACCACCCCCGUGCGCGGGCGGCGGCUGGGCCAGAGCGUGUCGCGGGGGCGUCGCGGCGGCAGGUCGCCCGUAAAUAAGAAGGCGGGAGGGGGUAGGGCGGUUGCGUUCCGGCGGCCGAGCGACCUCCUCUCCCUUCCCUCGGCCCUGGACCCCGCCCUGCUCUCUCUUUUGGCGGCGGCGGCGGUUUGUCUCGGCGAGGCUCCGCUACGCCCGGCUGGACAGACGCAAAAGGCGGAGGGCGAGAGAAAUGGCUGAGACCGUUGCGGACACCAGGCGCCUCAUAACCAAGCCGCAGAACCUCAACGACGCUUACGGGCCCCCGAGCAACUUCCUGGAGAUCGACGUCAGCAACCCCCAGACGGUGGGGGUUGGGCGGGGGCGCUUUACAACCUACGAGGUCAGAGUCAAGACAAAUCUUCCGAUCUUCAAAUUGAAGGAGUCUUGCGUCAGGAGACGAUACAGUGAUUUUGAAUGGCUUCGAAGUGAGCUAGAAAGAGAAAGUAAGGUGGUUGUACCUCCUCUACCCGGAAAAGCUUUUCUUCGUCAAUUGCCUUUCAGAGGAGAUGAUGGGAUAUUUGAUGAUUCCUUUAUAGAAGAGAGGAAGCUGGGGCUUGAACAAUUCAUAAACAAAGUUGCAGGUCAUCCUUUGGCCCAGAAUGAACGUUGUCUUCAUAUGUUCUUGCAAGAUGAAAUAAUAGAUAAAAGCUACACACCAUCGAAAAUAAGACAUGCUUGAAUGCUGCACAACACUUUAACCGGCAUAAAUGUUAGUGAUUAACUUACAUGGUCCAAGAUUUGUAGUUAAGGUUUUAGCAUGCUCCAGACCAAUUGGCACAAGAAAUUUUUGGUAUAUUAAUGGCACUGCUUGGUCUUUGCAUUCAUUUUAUGGCAUUAAAGAAGUUUAGGUAAAUCUGCUGUCAGAUGUUUGAUUAAAUGGCUUUUAAAAAUCUAAAUACUUUGAACCUCUUUUCUUCCUUUGCAGUGACCUUGUGGGGAUUACUGACUUGGCCUUACUUGAACUUGCACUGUUCUGGUAUUGCACGUUCACUUUUAUUUGAUUAAAACACUAGAAUAUUUCUGUAAAAUAAGUAGUAUUGCACCUACAUUUUGGUGACUAACGUUGUUUCAUUAUCCCCUUGUGUAAAAUAAGCACUUCUGAGGUUGUAUCCUUAAGUGGUAAAACAAAUACCUUUGUACUGAGAAGCAAUGAGGAAACUAUCUUUAUAUUGUGUAAAAAGAAAUCAAGAUUUGUAUACUAAGAUCAUUUGUCUAAAGUUGUUUUGAAAUAAAAAAGUGAAAUACA